Messenger RNA from Apis florea (little honeybee), 1125 nucleotides. Its product is annotated as acetylcholinesterase-like. The record is from RefSeq and is a predicted model, not a curated record. Gene Ontology annotation, biological process: choline metabolic process; acetylcholine catabolic process in synaptic cleft. Gene Ontology annotation, molecular function: acetylcholinesterase activity. Gene Ontology annotation, cellular component: plasma membrane. NCBI's taxonomy places the organism in Eukaryota, Metazoa, Arthropoda, Insecta, Hymenoptera, Apidae.
UGGGGGAAAAUAUCUAGAUCUAAUUCCCAUAAACAAAUUCACUAGGAUACCAUCUUGACGACAAAAAAUUCUCCCUCGGUGACUUUGAAACCCUGAUUCCAUGCAACCAGUGAAUCCCCACCAGGGGGAACUGGUAGCACGAACAAUUACACGUUCCAAAUUAUGGGACAGAUGGAGAAUAUAAAGGCCAACGCUCGACCCUGCUCGCCUGUCAGUUCGUCCGAUUCCUACGACGGGUUCUCACUUGCGAAUCGAUCUGUUUUAUCGACCGAUCCACAAUAAUCUUUCUCCUAUGUGAAAAAGAUUUUUCGAGCAAGAAAAAUCCAUUCGUCGCGAGAAAAAUCGAGAAAAUGGCGCGGGAGGGAAUGACUCGACUACUGGCAUUGAUUUUCAUCUUCGUUUCAACCGCUUCGGCGGAUAUUAUUUCCUGCGUUGGCAAGGUUUUGCUGAAAUCUGACCAACUAUCCUGUCAAGAUAAACAGCUAAUUUUAGACGAGCAUAAUAAUCUUAGACAAAAAAUAACUUUUGGAAAGAUCCAAGGAAUGCCUAUUGCUGCCAAUAUGAGAGAGCUGAUAUGGGACGAUGAACUUGCUGACAUGGCGCAAAAGUGGGCAAGUAAAUGUGCUGAAAUCCACGAUCCUUUCAGACAUAUUCGCAGGUUCUAUGUGGAACAAAAUAUACUUAAGACAAUUUCAUCGACGCAAUUCAACGACGUACCGAAUUGGCGUCAGACGAUCUACAACUGGUUCAACGAAGCGCAAUAUAAGAGCGGUAUUAGCCAUUACAAUCAGAUAUUCUCGUCUAAUAGUUAUUUAAUAGGCUGUGGCUACACUUAUUAUUAUGAUCCGGCCCAUGGAUAUAUCAAAAACUACGUAUGCAAUUAUGCACCCGGAGACAACGUAAAUGGUCAUUUACCAUAUGAGCGAGGCCAACCUGCCAGUAGCAAUUACGGGAUGACUUUUUCAAGUCGAUACAGAGGCCUUUGUUCUGCAGGAACCAAUAAUUAUCUGGGAACCCGGUGCAAUUAAUUGUCAGCUGUUUAAGUAAAAGCUGACGAAGUAAAAAAACAAAGUUCACAUAUUUUUUAUCGUCUAUCCAAUUUGAUUUGUUGUUGUUCUAGUUUCU